GAUCUGGGAAUAACUUCGGGAAACUCGUGGGCUCCAAUUCUUGGCUCCUGGCUUGCAUCAGUCCUAGCAACCUCCAAUGAAGGCGGGCUAUUUCGGUCAAUAUGUGGGCAAGGGUCAGCACUUAGUCUUGUUUCCAUGAAGUGUAUCAACAGCAGUUGAGGUAACUGCGCCGGAACCCAGCGCGAUGCAGAGUGGAGCAGCUGGCAGGUCCGACCCUCUGGCAACUUUGACAGCAGACCAGAUUCAGCUGCUGGAAAAUAAUUUCGCCCAAAUGAAACAACCGGACGGCUCGUCGCUGAUGCUGAUCGCGGCCGAGUGUGGACUCACCGAGGAGCUUACAGCACAAUGGUUCAAGCAGCGCAUUGCAAAGUGGAGAGAAUCGGAAGGCUUUCCUCCAGAAAGUGGAUCUGUCAAAGAUUAAAAAAAACUGAUAGACACAACCGGAAGCAUCAAAUGGAACCAUUCGACGUAUCAGCAAACCACUCCACCCUUUCACCACCUCCACUCAGCACGUGUCUCCUAGACCAGGGUGUGAGCAGAAUGCUGCCUUUCACUAACUUUGGUUUAUUGUGUGAAUUUAAAAGUGUGUUUUGCAUAGUCUGAGUCUCAUUCUGGUAGAAGUGCCCAUUUAUAAUAUGCUAAUCACAGUUUAUAAUGUUAUUGUUUAGAUAAAUGAGUUUAUGGGGUUUAAGUGCAAUUAAAUCAUUUAUCUGGGAGACAUAUAAUAUAAUUUGAAAUUGAGUACUGUAAGCCUUGCAUUGUCUAAAUAAAAAUAUCUACUGUUUUCAG
This is a messenger RNA of Pristis pectinata (smalltooth sawfish), 789 nucleotides long. It is a transcript of the gene hopx, whose product is annotated as HOP homeobox. Gene Ontology annotation, molecular function: DNA binding. NCBI's taxonomy places the organism in Eukaryota, Metazoa, Chordata, Chondrichthyes, Rhinopristiformes, Pristidae. The record is from RefSeq and is a predicted model, not a curated record. The coding region runs from base 185 to 421 and encodes 78 amino acids. Gene Ontology annotation, cellular component: nucleus. Gene Ontology annotation, biological process: cell differentiation; regulation of transcription by RNA polymerase II. The transcript has 3 exons.